This is a messenger RNA of Rhineura floridana, 4032 nucleotides long. RefSeq lists its product as uncharacterized. Gene Ontology annotation, molecular function: protein binding; zinc ion binding. The record is from RefSeq and is a predicted model, not a curated record. Lineage: Eukaryota; Metazoa; Chordata; Lepidosauria; Squamata; Rhineuridae. The transcript is spliced from 15 exons. Bases 290 to 3310 code for a protein of 1006 amino acids.
CAUUCCUCGGCUUUCAAAGUAGUUUCUGGCUGACUGAAAGGUUAAUACGAAACACUCUUAUCUCCAGCUUUCGUCGGAAAACAGCUCCUCAAAUAAGCAACUACUGUAUAAUUAUGCCCGUUUUUAAAAAAAUAUUUUUCCUUAUCAGAGAGACUGCGUUUCAGCUAACUUCCCAUCUCAGGGCAGCAAACAGUCACCACCACGUUUAAAUUCCCCGGGAAAGAAACGGCCAGUUGCUGACGAAAAAGAAAGGAAACGAAACUCAUUCUGUCUUCCUGGUGGGGCUGUCAUGGCUGAUCUCUGGGGUCCCGUCCAGGAUCUCUGCGAGGAAGCCACAUGUUCCAUCUGCCUGGAGUAUUUCUGGGAUCCAGUGAUCAUCCCCGAGUGCGGGCACAACUUCUGCCGAGCCUGCCUUAGGCGGUGCUGGGGGAAAUCCGAGGCAGAGGCUUCCUGCCCUCAGUGCAGAGAAAGGGUUCAGCGAAGCAGCAUUAGGCCGAACCGGCAGCUGGCAGACAUUGCAGAAAUCGCCAGGAAGCUCAGCCUGCAGCGGGGAAAGGGGGCGGAAGGAAAGGGGAGAGUCUGCGAGAAGCACCAAGAGCCCCUGAAACUCUUCUGCAAGGACGAUGAAGCGCCCAUCUGUGUGGUGUGUGACAGAUCCAAGGAGCACAAAGAUCACGAGGUGAUUCCUCUGGAGGAGGCUUCCCAGGAGUACAAGGAUCAGAUCAGCGGCUGCCUAGACAAUCUGAGGCAGGACAGAGAGAGAAUCCUGACAUUCAAAGCAGAUACUGAAAAGGAAAACCAAGAUCUGCUUAAACAAACAGAAUCAGAGAGGGAAAAGAUGAUGGCUGAGUUCAGACGACUGCACCAAUUUCUGGAAGUACAAGAGCAACUUCUGCUGGCCGAGAUGGAAGAAGUGGAGAAGGAGAUUGCAAAGGAAAGGGAUGAGCACCUGGCCAGACUCUCUGAGGAACUCUCCUCUCUUGAAAGCGUCAUCCAGGAGAUGGAGGACAAGCGUCAGCAGCCAGCCAGUGAACUCCUGCAGGAUAUUGGAAGCUUCUUGCAGAGGUCUCUGGCAAAGGAGGAGUUUCAGAGUCCCUCAGCUUUUCCUCCUGAUCUGAAGUGGAGGAUCUGGGAUUUUUGCGAUAUAAAUCCCUUCCUGGAGGGUGUCAUGAAGCAAUUCAGAGACACUCUGGGAUCUGGACUUCAGCAACAAAAAGAAAAUGUAACUUUGGAUCCAGACACAGCCCAUCCAAUGCUCAUCCUGUCUGUGGAUCACAAGAGUGUGAGAUACGGAAAUGAGCUUCAAAACCUCCCUGACAAUCCUGAGAGAUUUGACGAAUUCACGUAUGUCCUGGGACGUGAGGGGUUCACCACAGGCAGACAUUUCUGGGAAGUCCUUGUGGGAUGUGAACCAACGUGGACUGUGGGGGUUGCCAGAAAGUCUGUGAAGAGGAAGGGUGUUAUUGACUGGAUUUCUGAGGGAGGGAUCUGGGAGAUGGAGAAGUGGUCAGGUGAAUACAGUGUUUCCACCUUCCCUGGUUGCUCUGUUCUGUCCCUGAGUGAGGAGCCCAAGAGGAUCCGAGUGACUCUGAACUACGAAGGGGGCCGGGUGGCUUUUUAUGAUGCUGACAGAGCAGCCCUUCUCUACGCAUACCCGGCAACCUCAUUCUCUGGAGAGACCCUUCAGCCCUUGCUUUGUGUGUGCUAUAAUGCCCACCUCACGCUACUAAAAGGAAGCAUCACUUCAGAACUUCUUGUGGAUCUACCAUCCCAACUCUCUGCCCCCAAGAGAAGAGUAGCUGAGCGCCUCUUCGCAUUCUGCUGUCAUCCUGCAGCUGCCUCUCCUGUCAACAAAGCCACAGAAACUCCAUCCGCCAUGGCCUCAGCCCCACUGCCCACCAAUAUGGAAGAGGAGGCCAAGUGCCCCAUCUGUCUGGAGUGGCUGAAAGAUCCGGUGACAGUGGACUGUGGCCACAACUUCUGUCGGGUCUGCAUCACCAACUACUGUGAUAUAUGGGAAGAGCAGAAGGUGGGGGACUUGGAGUGUCCCAUGUGCAAAACCCGGAUACAGAAAGGGAAUUUUCGCCCCAAUUGGCAGCUGGCAAAUAUAGUAGAAAACCUCAAACUCCUGCCAGUGAAUAGAGAGGGAAAGGAUCUGUGUGACAAACACAAGGAAAGACUCCACCUGUUCUGCAAAGAAGAUAAAGAAUUGGUGUGUAUGGUUUGUCUGCAUGCCCCAGAACAUCGGAAACAUUCUAUGCUGACUCUGGAAGAGGCUGCAAAAAAGUACAAGGGUCACAUCUGGAAUUGCCUGGACUGUUUGAGGAAGACAAGAGAGAAGAUUCUGGGAUGCAAAGACGACACACACACAAAAACCCAAGACAUGCUUAUGCAAACAAAAGCAGAGAAAGAAAGGAUGGUGGCUGAGUUCAGGCAACUCCACCAGUUUCUGGAAGAACAAGAGAAAUUUCUGCUGGCCCAGAUGGAAGAGGUGGAGAAGGAGAUUGCAAAGAGAAGCAGUGAGCACCUGGCCAGACUCUACAGGGAACUUUCCUCUCUUGAAAGGAUCAUCUGGGACAUGGAGGAGAAGUUUCAGCAGCCAGCAAGUGAAUUCCUGCAGGAUAUUAAAAGCUUCUUGCAAAGGUCUCAGGCAAAGGAGAAAAUUAAAUCCAUCAUUUUUCCUCCUGACCUGAAGUGGCGGAUCUGGGACUUCUGUGAUAUAAAUCUCUUUUUGGAGGGCAACAUGAAGCAAUUUAGAGACAAUCUGGAAUCUGGACUUCAGCUGCAGAAAGAAGAUGUAAGUUUGGAUCCAGGCACAGCCCAUCCCCGGCUCAUCCUGUCUAAGGACCAUAAAAGUGUGAGAUUUGGGAAAAAACAUCUAGCAAUGUCCAACAGUUCUGAGAGAUUUGAAACAUAUCCCUGUGUGCUGGGCCGCGAGAAGUUCACUGCAGGCCGACAUUUCUGGGAAGUCCAUGUGGGGAGUGAAGAAACAUGGGCUGUGGGGGUUGCCAGAAAGUCUGUGAAGAGGAAGGGUAAGAUCAGUUUCGGUCCUAAGGAAGGGAUCUGGGAGAUGGGAAAAUGGCCAGGUGAAUACAGGGCCUCCUUCAGCUUUGCAUUCCGUGCUCUGUCCCUGAACGAGGAGCCCAAGAGGAUCCGAGUGACUCUGAACUGUGAAGGGGGUCGAGUGGCCUUUUAUGAUGCUGAUAGAGGAGACCUUCUCUAUGCCUUCCCAGCAGCUUCAUUUCCUGGGGAGACCCUUCAACCCUUUUUUUAUGUAUUCAACAAAGCCCAGCUGACACUCUCUGCCUAAGGGUGGAAACAGACGUAUGUAAACUUACUGCAGUUGUGAACGCUCCUCCCCAGCACCAGGGGUUAUUUUCUAAAAAGAAGCCAUAUUUAUAGAAUAGUGAUUGGCUGGUCCUUCUGUCAGUCAUGAUGCAUCUUCCCCCUUUCUCAGGUCAGCUCUGUAGCCAGCACUGAUUGGCUGGCUCUUGUGUCAGUCAGGAAACCUGCCUGUUUUGAAGUCUGCUGUGGCAAGCUGAAUUGUCGUUUGACAAUUUGUCAAAUUGUCGUUUGACAGAAAGGCGCCAAGAAAGCAGAGGAAUGGAGAAUAUUGGCGGGUGACGUCCCCUGAUUGGCUGGUGGCUGUGGGUUGCUAGGAAUGGCCUUACAGGCUAAAUUAGAACCCAUGGCAGGCUAAAUUUCUUGGCUCACAGACCAGAGGUUCCCAUCCCUACCCCCAUGCUCCAGACAAUGCCAUCACCUCUUCUGAAUACAAGCUGAACUCUAAAUGGGUAUCAUUGUGACCUCCCUCAGUCUUAAUCCUGCUCUCAGUUUCCUUUUCCUUUCUCUAAGACUUCCAAUAAAACUCUGGAGAUUCAAGCACCAAAAUCCAUUCUUCUUCGCUACUAUCCAGGAAAGCAUUUCCAUUUAUACAGUUAUUCUCUCUAAGAUCAGCUGGAGUUAACAUUCAGACAGAUCUUUAGAUAUUUUCACCUCUGCUUAUCCUUUUGUAUAAUAUGCCUGGAUGUG